Conger conger (European conger) is the source of this 1453-nucleotide messenger RNA. Its product is annotated as carbonic anhydrase 4-like. The transcript has 8 exons. The coding region runs from base 59 to 967 and encodes 302 amino acids. Gene Ontology annotation, cellular component: plasma membrane. Lineage: Eukaryota; Metazoa; Chordata; Actinopteri; Anguilliformes; Congridae. The record is from RefSeq and is a predicted model, not a curated record. Gene Ontology annotation, molecular function: carbonate dehydratase activity; zinc ion binding.
UGGAACAUCAUUUCAUUCAAAAGUAUCUCGUGCUGUUUCAGUUACUUUGGAUAAAAAAAUGCAUCUACUAUUUCUGUGUCUCGUCUCCAUUUGCUUUGUAAACAUUAGCACUGGCGCAGAUUGGUGUUAUCAGUCACAAGUGUCAUGUAACAGAUCUUGUGUUGGUCCAGACGAGUGGAAUGGAGUGACAGGUUCCUGUGAGGGAAGGGCACAGUCUCCCAUUAACAUCGUGACAAGGAAAGCCCUGCUCGAUGAACGCCUCACGCGUUUCACAUUUACCGGCUACCAGGACGUUUUCAACAGUCUUGUUCAAAACACUGGCCACUCAGUUCAAGUGGGCCUGCCUCACAGUCCCAGGAUCAGUGGCGGUUUGCUAGAAACCUCAUACAAGGCAAUAGAGCUGCACCUGCACUGGGGCAAGAAUGGAGGCCCAGGUUCAGAGCACACUAUUGACGGGGAACAGUAUCCAAUGGAGAUGCAUAUUGUCCAUAUGAAGCAGAAUUACAAUUCCUUGGCUGAAGCUCUUCAAGACCCUGCUGGAUUUGCAGUCCUUGGAUUCUUUUACGAGACGUCACCAAGUGUCAAUAAAAAAUAUGAGCCCAUCAUAAGAUCCUUGGAAAAAAUUAAACAGCCUGGCUCCAACACGUCUCUCAGUGACCUCUCUCUGGACUCGCUUAUCCCUGCACAAGAGAACCUGACCGUGUACUACCGCUACCAGGGCUCCCUCACCACGCCAGGCUGCUCCGAGGUCGUGGUCUGGACCAUGUUCCAACAGCCCAUUCCCCUCAGCGUGGAGCAGCUCUCUGCGUUCUCUGAACUCCAGUUUAGCAAUGGGGAGCCGAUGAUAGGGACCUUCCGCCCGGUGCAGCCCCUCAACAGCCGAACCGUGUACCGGUCUGGAAGCAGUGUUGUCCUGGCCAGCUCACUCGUCCUGGUCACCUCUCUCAUGGUCUCCAUUGGACUGUAACAGUUUUCACAUGGUAAUCCUUUAUCUUAGGAGACUAUUUAUAUUGUUGGAAUACAGCUGUCACUGAUACUACUAAUAAUAGUACUUAUUAGCGAUGCACUUCCAAAUUUUUAGUUUGACAUGGUUUGGACAUCAGAAAAAAAACUUCACAGCUUCAAAGAGUCACAUAUUAUUACAGUUAUAUGUAUCAGCCAAAACAAAUAUUUGUAUUGAUUUAAUUACCCCUAAUUUGCAUUGAAAAAGUGUGAACUUCAAACACAAUAGGGAACGUUUCAUGUUGUACAUAAUUAUACACCUAUUUUUUUUUUUUUUUAUAUGGAAAUGCUUUUCUUAUUUCUUAUUUUCAAUUGUCAGAUGGGCAAUAUUGCAUGCAAGAGAUUUUUGUCAGGAAUUAAAAUAUCAAACUGACAUUUUGAUUUCGUUAAAUUUGUGAGUGGGAGUGCGCUCAUGAUUGUGGCCAAGUCAAAAUAAAUGUGUGUGAACCUA